GCGCCUGGGUCGGGGAAGUCGUCACUUAUUGUCGCCAUUGCCAACUUCUUGAACUAUGACGUGUUCGACCUCGAGCUCACCCGCGUGGCCACCAACUCUGACCUGAGGUCCCUCCUCGUGCAGACCACCGACCGCUCCGUCAUCGUGAUUGAGGAUAUCGACUGCUCUCUCCAGAUCACCGGAGACCGCCAAAACCACAACGGUGACGACAGCGACGACGACGAGAGCAAUAACAAUGGGAGAGUGACGUUGUCAGGGUUACUGAACUUCACCGACGGACUGUGGUCGUGCUGCGGGGAGCAGAGGAUAAUAGUAUUCACGACAAAUUACAAAGACGGAGUCGACGAGGCACUGCUGAGGGCAGGGAGGAUGGACGUCCACCUGAGACUCGGAGAAUGCGGUGUGCACGUAAUGAGGGAGAUGGUGGAGAGGUAUGUUGGGGUGGCGGAGGAGGUUAAGGAGAUGGCGGACGUGGCGGAGAGCUGCGUGAGGGCGGGAGCGGCGAUGACGCCAGCUGAGGUCGGGGAGGUGCUAAUGAGGAGUAGGGAGGAUCCGCUGACCGCCGUUAGUGGCGGAGCUGCAGGCGAGGAUUGGCGGUGGAGAAGAGACAAGACGAGGAGGGGGACGAGUUGUGGUGAGGUUACCGGCGGAGGAGGGGGGUGGGAGGGGAGGGUGAGGUUUUUGGGGAGGUUGAGGAGUUUGACUAAGUCUGAGUCUGGGAGGAGAGGGGUUUAGGGUUUUUGGAGCUUGGAUUAGUUCUAUUAAUUAGGAUUAGGGCUUUAACUUAUGAUGCUCUCUGUAUUUGGUUGUUUUUCGUUAGUAAAGCGGUAGCAUUGUGUAAUUAAGUCAAUAUGGCCGACUUCGAAAGUUUGUGCACUAAU
Molecule: messenger RNA, 881 nt
Organism: Asparagus officinalis (garden asparagus)
Lineage: Eukaryota; Viridiplantae; Streptophyta; Magnoliopsida; Asparagales; Asparagaceae
Product: AAA-ATPase At4g30250-like
Molecular function (GO): ATP binding; ATP hydrolysis activity
Source: RefSeq, a predicted model, not a curated record